AAUCGUUUAAUCGUCCCAUCCAUCACCUUACAAGGUAGACAUUAUCUUUGUCAGCUAACGAAGGAAAUGGGCCGUGAGAGGUUAAGUGGCUUGGCAGGUCCCACAGUUAACAGAGGUUAACUGUUGAGCGGAGGCGCCUUUUGAGCUGGGAUUUGAACGCCCAACCUCUGGCUGCGCAACCUGUGUCAUCCUGCAGGAAACGAAGCCAUCCCGGAACCUGGCGCGCGAGGAAGACUCCACAGGAUGCGCGGCGUGUGCGCGGAACCUGGUCUUCUACGAGCCUGGACUUCCGAGCGUGGCGCGCGGCUGCCGUGAUUUUCCGGGACUCGCGCCGGGGACUGCGCCCGGGAAUCCUGCGGGGGUGGGAAGGGGUCUCGGGCUCCGCGCCUCCGCCGCAGCGGGGCGCUGCCGGGCUCCCCGGCGCUGGCGCUGCUGGCCGCCCCCGCGGCUGGGCUUGCCGCUUGCAAGAUGUCCGUGCGCCGCGGCCGGCGGCCGGCGCGGCCCGGUACCCGCCUCUCCUGGCUGCUGUGCUGCAGCGCCCUGCUGUCCCCGGCCGCGGGCUACGUGAUCGUGAGCUCCGUGUCCUGGGCCGUCACCAACGAGGUGGACGAGGAGCUGGACAGCGCCUCCACCGAGGAGGCUAUGCCCGCGCUGCUGGAGGACUCGGGCAGCAUCUGGCAGCAGAGCUUCCCCGCCUCCGCUCACAAAGAGGACGCGCACCUGCGGCCCCGGACGGGCGCCGGGCGCGCCAGGCCGCCCCCUCCUCCGCCCGGGAUGUUCUCCUACCGGCGUGAGGGCGGCCAGGCGGGCGGUGCCCUCCCGGCCCCGAGGCUGCGAGCAGCCACCGCCCGCUCCCUGGCCCACGCCAGCGCCUGGGGCUGCCUGGCCACCGUGUCCGCCCACGAGAAGAUCCAAGGACUGCCAUUUGGGAACUGCCUGCCUAUCAGUGAUGGCCCCGUCAACAAUAGCACUGGGAUUCCUUUCUUCUACAUGACAGCCAAGGACCCUGUGGUGGCCGAUCUGAUGAAGAACCCCAUGGCCUCGCUGAUGCUGCCGGAAUCAGAAGGAGAGUUCUGCAGAAAAAACAUUGUUGACCCGGAGGAUCCCCGAUGUGUCCGGUUAACACUCACCGGCCAGAUGAUUGCAGUGUCUCCAGAAGAAGUAGAAUUUGCCAAGCAAGCCAUGUUUUCAAGGCACCCAGGGAUGAGGAAGUGGCCUCGUCAGUAUGAAUGGUUCUUUAUGAAGAUGAGGGUAGAACAUAUCUGGCUUCAGAAAUGGUAUGGAGGCGUAUCUGAUAUUUCAAGGGAGGAAUAUUUCAAAGCAGUUCCCAGGAAGGCCUGAUGGAGUAAGAAGAAAGUCCUUAGUGUUCACACUUAAAUGAAAACCUUUCCAGUGACGAAGCCAGACAGCUAUUGACCACUGUCUCUUUGUUGAAGGGUUCGUAGCAGCUCUGCCAUCCCUACAGCAGAAUGAGAGAUGGGGAACAGGGAACUCUAUGCUAAAUGUGAGAUUAAACUGGUCAUUUGCAGAUCUCCAACUCACGCGGAUACUUCGCAUAGUCUUUAUUCCGUUGUAUUCAAUCCAGACUCAGCUAUUCAGAAAUCAUGUAAUAGUGGUGGUCAAAAUGACAUGUUGAGAUCAUUGCUCUUUCCUUCUUUAAGAAAAAAAAUUGCUGUACGUACAAUGUGAUUGCUGUGUAUUUUGAGAGUACUUUUGUUGCUUGCUGUGCCAAAUGCAGUCUUGGUUCUAACCUUACUGCAAACACCAAGGAGCUGACUGUGCAUCACACAGCCGCAACAUUGUAUUAGGGUGAAGGUGGAGGACUGUGUGUCUGUGGAUUACUACUCCUGCUGGUGGAUUGCAAAUGCAUUAUUAAGUCAUACUGGCUAGAAUGUACUGGUCACUUAUGCAGCUUUUUCCCACCAUAAUAUGAAAACAGUUAAGAGCAUAGGAUGCGGCCGGGUGCGGUGGCUCACGCCUGUAAUCCCAGCACUUUGGGAGGCCGAGGCGGGUGGAUCACGAGGUCAAGAGAUCGAGACCAUCCUGGUCAACAAGGUGAAACCCCGUCUCUACUAAAAAUACAAAAAUUAGCUGGGCAUGGUGGUGUGCACCUGUAGUCCCAGCUCCUUGGGAGGCUGAGACAGGAUAAUUGCUUGAACCCAGGAGGCGGAGGUUGCGGUGAGCCGAGAUCGUGCCAUUGCACUCCAGUCUGGGUAACAACAGCGAAACUCUGUCUCAAAAAAAAGAAAAAAGGAACAUAGGAUGCUUUGUGCACAGCCCUUCUCUAUGUAACCAGCCAUGGCAGUGCAUUAAAGAGGAACAAGUAGCUUCAACAUUAAGCUUCCCAAAAGGUUGAGCUGCUCACACUUCUGGCAAGAGUCCACCUCUCUCCUGCGUGAACGGGGCAUCCAGGAUAAGAAGUGCCCCAUUCUGUGGUGGAGAAAGAGGAAAGGGGAGAGGGUGAAGCUGGGAAAGAAAAGGCAGCACAUUAGAGAAGGAAGAAAGGAAGCUGGUAACUGAGGGCCUGCUGCCUGCUCAGCCCUGGGCCAGGCCCUCAAUGGAAGCCAUCUCAUUUAAGCCCUGCAACCAAUGAGAUGCAUAUCAUCCUUGCCUCUUACAGACAAGAAAACCAGACUCAGACGGGUUGAGUCCACAUCCCAGACCGUGCACUGCAAACACAGGUGGAGUGGUUCCUAGAAGACAUCCAGUUUUAAGAAGGAAAGAGUUAUUGAAAUGCAUGGGUAGAAACUGAACCAGGAAAAUCAGCAAAGUGAUUGUAAAAGAGAAGGACUAGCCUGCCUAGAGACGAUGUUUCUUGCUUUUGGAAAGAAAAAUCUCUGAAAUUUGAUUCUUACUACAGAUUUAAAACUUUCUACAUAUUACAUGUAGGUGCUUCUAGUGUUUUCAAGAAAUUAGACUGUACCUGUGUACACUUCUAAGGCCCACAUGGACCUAUGUACAUAUAUCUAAGACCUCUGGUCAUUAAAAGCUAUAAAGGAUUGAGCUGUCUCAAGUAUCCUGUCUUUCUGUGAUGGCUAUAAACUUUAUUUGGUAGGUUAGGAAGGUUGUGUAACAUAAAAACACAUCACUAUAUAUAUAUAUAUUCAUUUAUGAAAUAUACAUUUUUCAUGUAAAUAAAAGUGUUAACGUUUAUAUACUUUUGCUUAACAAAAUAAUACACAAUGAGAGUUUGAGUUGUCAACAUAUAUUUUAAGUGUCUAUUGCUAAAAACAUAGUAAUAUGCGGAGAUUUCUUUGUCGUAAGCCAAUCCUCAAAAGAGUUCCUAACAAUGGUGAUGUCUAAUAUAUAAGAAUAAGGUACCUCCGAGGGAACUUCAUAUUUUCAGAGUUUAAAAUUAUUGCUACUCCCAACUUAGAUAAAAGGGAGAAAGCCGGAAGAACAAAUGACAUGCUCAAAUGUAUUGCAUAAGUCAACCUCAAACCUUAAUACUUGGAGCUUCGCUACCUCCUGAUCCUGUCUUACAGAUAAGGUCCCCAUGCUAGGUUUGUUUUAUACUCAGGUUCCAUUUAGCUCAUUAAAGGUCACUGCUGCUUCAAAGGGCUUUGCAGACUGGAUGCCAUUUAUAACCACUGACAAAUGUUAUCAGCUAUUUAUCCAAAUUACAGGAAAUGAAACCUGAAAAGGUUGGAUAAGAACUGUGUUGAAAAUUCAUAGUUUUGAGUUUGAUGGAUUCCAUUCAGGCAAGCGUGUUUCAGCAAACCUCUAGAAAUUUACAUUGAUUAAAAUGUUAGUGGCUGUACUGGAAGUUCCGGACAUGGCAAUAAGGUAAGAAAAAGAGAUUAAAUACAUACAGAUCAGAAAGAAAAAAAAAAAUGUAUCCCUAUUUAGAGAUGACAGGAUUGCCUAUAUAGAAAAUUCCAAAUAAACUAUUUUUUAAAAAAGAAACUCUAGAACUAGUAAGUGAAUGCAGCAAGGUCUCAGGACACAAGACCAGCACACAAAACUCAAUUGCAUUUUUCUAUGCUAACGAUGAGCAUGUCCCGGGGUGUGGGAGGGGAACUGAAAACACAGUACCAUUUGCAGUCACUCCAAAGUGAAAUAUUUAUGUAUAAGCAAAACUUACCCAGGACCUGUGUAGUGAAAAUUUUUUAAUGCUAAGAAAAGAAAUAAAUAUCUAAACAAAGAAAGAGAGAUACUAUGUUCUUGGAUUGGAGGAUACAAAACAAUAAAGAGAUCGGUUCUCCCCAUCUUUAUCUCUAGGUUUAAUGCCAUUCCUAUCAAAAUCCCAGCGAGGAUUUUGUAGACCUAUACAAGCUUAUUUUGAAAGUUAUUUGAAAAGGCACAGGCAUUCAAAUAGCUAAAACAAUCUUGUAAAAGCAGAAUAAGGUUGGAGAAAUCAUUCUAUUUAAUACAAAGAGUUAUUAUGUAGCUACAGUACUCAAGAUAGUGGUAUUUGGUGGCCUAGAAGCACACAUUGAUGGAACAGAAUAGGGAAUCUAGAAGGCCCACACAAACAGGCUCAACUGAUUUUUUUUUUUUUUUUUUUUACAAAAGUACAAAACUAAUUCAACAGAGGAUAGUCUUUUCAAUAAACUGGAGCAGGUGGACAUCCAUAGGCAAAAUGAACCUUGGACUAAACUUCAUACCUCAUACAAAAAUUAACUCAAAAGAGAUCACAUCUGUACACAUAAAAUGUAAAACUAUAAAACCAUAGAAUAUAGAAAAUCUCUGGGAACAAGGGCUAAGCAAAGAGUUUUUAGACAAUACCAAAAGCACAAUUCAUAAAAGAAAAUUUGAUAAAUUAAACUUCAUCAGAAUUUAAAACAUUUGCUCUGCAAAAGACCAUGUUAAAAGGCCGAGAAGACAGGCUAUCAAAUGAGAGAAAAUAUUUCCAAAUCACACAAUCCAAUGUGGGAAGCAGUAGCCAUCUUGUAACUAUGUUGCUUAAGCUUUUGUUCCUCUUACCUAAACCUCCAUCUUGUGGGCUUCCCUUAUUGUUUAAGUUUCACAUUCCUCCUAGUUAGGAGGCUAGCCUGCAGCCUCGUCUCCAUGGUUACUCUCUGACCUCAGCCCUCAGAACUUCCCGCCCUUACUUGUUUAUAAGCCACCGCCUUGUAGCUAAUAAACGAGACUUGAUCAGAUCCUUGACUUGUCUCCAUUCUCCGCGUCUCCUGUCUCUCUCUUUUAAUCCCCACUCCCUCCCUAGGGUCUCCGUUGCUCGCCCCGCGGGUCAGGACAAUCCAACAAAAGAUUAGUACCUAGAAUAUGUAAAGAACUGGCAAAACUGAACAGUUAAAAAAAUUUUAAUUAGAAAAUGGAGCACAUGAACAGACGUUUCACUGCAGAGAAUAUACUAAUGGCAAAUAAGCAUAUGAAAAGAUAUUCAACAGCACUAGUCACUAGGGAACUGCAAACUAAUACUACCAUGAGCUGUCACUACACACCUACCAAAAUGGCUAAAAUAAAAAAAAUGAUGAUAACACCAAAUGGUGACAAGGAUGCAGAUAAACUGGGUCAGGCAUAUACUGGUGGUGAGAAUGUAAAAUGGAACAGCCAUUCUGGAAAACCAUUUGGCAGUUUCUUACAAAACUAAACACACAACUGCCAUACUGACCUUCAAUUGCUCCCAGAAUUUAUCCCAGAGAAAUGAAAAGCGGUUCACACAAAAACUUGUGCAAGAACAUUCAUAUCAGCUUUACUGAUAACAUUCAAAAACUGGGAGCAAUCAGAUAGCCUUUAACAGGUGGCUGGUGAAGCAGUGGGUGGUGCCUCCAUGCCUGGAAUACUACUCAGCAAUGAAAAAGAACUAAUUACUGACACAGACAACUACUGGGACGAAUUCCAGAGAAUUAUUCUGAGAGAGCGAAGCCAAUCAUAGAAGUUUACACACUGUAUGGUUCCAUUUACAUAAUAUUUUGAAAUGUAAAAUUAUAGGAAUGGAGAAUAGAUAAGGGGUUGCCGCGGAGGAGUGGGGAGAACAAGAGAGUUGGGUGUAACUGUAAAAAGAUAACACAAGAGAUCCUGGUGGUGAUGGACAUGUUCAGUAUCUUGACCAAAUCAAUGUGAAAAUCCUGCUUGGAAUAUUGUAGUAUAGUUUAGCAAGAUGUGCCAUUGGGGAAAACUAGGUGAAAAGAGCAUAGGAUCUCUGUAUUAUUUCUUAACGACUGCUUGUGAAUCUACGAUUAUCUACAACUAUCUCAGAAUCUACAAUUAUCUCUGAGUAAAAAGCUUAGCAUAAACAAGAUUUAAGGAUUAGCUUAAUGAAGCAUUUAUACUCUCUUAUUAGUCCCUAAUAAAAUGAGGAACUGAGCUAUAGUCUAAAAUCUAGUAUAAAGACAUAGUAUUUCAUUUGUUAACUGUUAAUAUAUGCAUUUGCUGAAGAGAUGUAAAAUUCUUUAAAAUUUUUCUAAAUAUGUUCUAUUUAAUGUUAAAGACAAAUCAAUAAGAAUUCAGCAAAUCUGCUGUAUAGAUUUUAAGUGGGUCACUUAGGAGGAGAGGACAUCUUCAAAUUUCUUAUAUAAAUAUGUUGAGUAAGCUAUAGAUAUAUAGGCAUCCAAGUUGAUGUAUAAUAAUUCUCCACUGAUUUUAUAGAGAAGAACUAUAUUUCCAGUAAUCUUCCUCUAAAUAUUGUGGAAAAGAAUUCUGUUUUAAUGAAUAAGCUAAUUAAAGCCUAUCCAGACCACCAUGUUUUAAUUUACAGUGACUGUACAUAUCCAUGAUUUUGACAUAGAGUAUAAUUCUGAUGUUACUUGUUUCAAUAUGCCUUGUAUAUAUUGGCUGUUUAUGAUAGUCGCUUUUUGGUUGAAAAAGUAUUUAUGCUGGGUGAGGUGGUUCGUGCCUGUAAUCCCAACAUUUUGGGAGACCAAGGCAGGAGGAUGACUUGAGGUCAGGAGUUCAAGACCAGCCUGGGCAGCAUAAUGAGACCCCAUAUCUACAAAGAAUGUU
Messenger RNA from Callithrix jacchus (white-tufted-ear marmoset), 6906 nucleotides. RefSeq names its product cellular repressor of E1A stimulated genes 2 (gene CREG2). The record is from RefSeq and is a predicted model, not a curated record. NCBI's taxonomy places the organism in Eukaryota, Metazoa, Chordata, Mammalia, Primates, Cebidae.